CACUGGAGACAGAAAACCAGGCACCUGGAUGAGCCUCUGACCUGAGCCCCAGAGCCCACAGGCUAGCCUGAGAGCCAGACAUCCAGCUUCACAGGCAGGCACCUGCGCAGAGGAGCCCCGAGGAUGGCGUACCUGCUGGGCAGCCAGUCCUGCAUGGACAGUCUGCGCAAGGACCUUACUGACCUGCAGGGCGCCAUCGUGGAUGUGUUCUCUCGAGCCGGGCCUGUGCGCUUUCCCUCCUGGAAGUUCCCUGACCGCGUGGCCUGCGACCUGGACAUGGUGGCCCUGCUAGAGCACUAUGACCAUGUGCCGGGUGACCCCGAGUUCACGCAGCUGUCCCAUGCUGUUCUGCUGGAGCUGGUCAUCGACAGGCUGCUGCUGCUGCUUCAGAGCUGCACGAGCUUCUUGGAGGACCUCGGUUCGGAGCAGACAGUGCCCCCUACCCGGGCUGUGGGGCCCUGCAUGUCUGUGGGGCUCACGGUGCGGCGCUUCUGGAACAGCCUGCUGAGGCUGGGCGUGAUCUACCAGCAGGCAGCUCCCCAGAAAAGGGUAAACCAAGGGGAGACCCUCACCUCCAAGCCCACAGCCAAGGGCGAGCCAGCCAGGAGCCCUGAAUUUGUGACUGCCAAGGUCAUCAAGCCCCCCUCCCCGACGCCAGGCUUGCCCCAGACCUGCCAAGAGCCGGACAGCCUCCCCGUCAGAGUCUCCCCGCAGUGUCCAGCCAGGACUGCCAAGAACAGGAGGAGCGUUCACUCCCAGACGGUGGAGACGGCCCUGGUGCCCUGUGAUGCAUGCACCAGCGUCCAGGGCAGCCUGCGGGAGGUGGGCAAGGUGCUCAUAGGCCUGUGUCAGAGCCAGAACUUGCCCUCGUCCUUAGGCCAGUUCCAGCAGCUGGUGCAGGACAGCAUGGGCCUCAGGCCGCUGCCGGCCGCCACCGUGGGCCACUGGGCAGCAGAGCAGAGCAAAGACCUGACCCGCCUCAGUAAGCACGUGGGGGCCCUCAGUCAGCUUGUUGGGCCACUCAGGGCCCAGCUGGAAGAGGCCGAGGGGCAGAAGGACGGGCUGAAGCAGCAGGUGGGCCAGCUGGAGCAAGCCCUGCAGGAGGAGCAGGGGGAGCGGCGGCGACAGGCGGACGAGGCCGCACGGCAGCUGGUGGAGUGGGGGCGUAACAGGCAGCAGCUGCUCACAGAAACAAGUGACCUCAAGACGAAGGUGGCCACCCUGGAGGGGGAGCUGAAGCAGCAACAGGAAUCCAUGCAGGCCAUAGAGACAAAGGCCCGGCAGCUUCAAGAGGAGGCCGAGCGCAGGGCAGAGGCCGAGAGGCAGGUGCAGCAGCUGGAGGAGCAGGUGCAGCUGCUAGCAGGGCGGCUGGAUGGGGCCAGCCAGCAGAUCCACUGGGCCAGCACAGAGCUGGACAAGGAGAAGGCCCGUGUUGACAGCAUGGUCCGCCACCAGGAGUCCCUGCAGUCCAAACAGCGAGCCCUGCUGCAGCAGCUGGACAGCCUGGACCGGGAGCGUGAGGAGCUGCGGGGCAGCCUGGACGAGGCCGAGGCCCGGCGGGCCCAGGUGGAGGAGCAGCUGCAGAGUGUACAGAGUGAGAGGGAGCAGGGGCAGAGCCAGCUCCUGGCCCAGCAGGAGCUGCUGCAGAGCCUGCAACGGGAGAAGCAAGGCCUGGAGCAGGCCACGACGGAUCUGCGGCUGACCAUAUCGGAGCUGGAACGAGAGCUCGUGGAGCUGCGGGAGCGGGAGCGGCUGCUGGUGGCCUUUCCAGACCUGCACAGACCCAUCGAGGCCCAGAUCCCAAGUAGGGGCCCAGAGGUGGUGGCCAGGGCAUGUUGUAACAGAGAGUAUGUCCCUGCAGGCUCCGGCGAUGUUACAGAUGACAUGGAGAGGCAGGUACAGGCCAACGACAUCCGCAUCCGGGUCCUGCAGGAGGAGAAUGGGCGGCUCCGGUCUAUGCUGUCCAAAAUCCGGGAGGUAGCCCAGCAGGGGAGCCUCAAGCUGAUCCCCCAGGACCAGCUCUGGGCCCCUCCCAGCAAGGGAAUCCAGGGAACAGUGUCCCCAGCCCAGGCCCAGAACGCAUCCCCAGGGCCCCUGGGCAGGCGGCAGCUGCCUAGCCGCAGGACAGCCAGCGCGGGCAGGACCCUACCAUGCCAGCGCCGGGCAUCCCCACCUCAGCCGUCCUGCAGUCGGCCUGGCGGGUCCUCCCUGGAGGACAUGACCCACUCAACCAACUGUGCUCAGAACCCCAUCCGGGCCUUGGCCAGGCUGAGGAGAAGACUGUCACCAGGCCAGGGCCAGGCCAGCCCUGCAUACCAGCCCCAGGAGCGGCCCACGUAGCCUGCCGGGCGGUGGGGCUGGAGGGCAGGUAGCUGGCAACCUUCAAUGUAAUAAAGCCCCAGCCAUGUGCCCACAGCUCCCUUGGCCUCACAGCAGUGGCUGAGCCAGAGGCAGAGUCCUUCCUUCCCCGUUCUGGGCAGGGACCACCGAGUCCCCAGGCCCUGCCGGUCAUCUGCCAG
Messenger RNA from Neomonachus schauinslandi (Hawaiian monk seal), 2519 nucleotides. RefSeq names its product coiled-coil domain containing 157 (gene CCDC157). The record is from RefSeq and is a predicted model, not a curated record. Lineage: Eukaryota; Metazoa; Chordata; Mammalia; Carnivora; Phocidae. The transcript is spliced from 11 exons. The coding region runs from base 124 to 2340 and encodes 738 amino acids.